AUGACUAGUUUUUUCAAAAAACUUGUCGAUAGUCGGCAUCGCUCAAAUUCGCCUCAAAAACAGCGCCCCCAGUACUCGACUCGCUACAUUUAUGGAUCACCGUCGCAAGACAAUCAUUAUUCGACAGCACAAAGAAGUAACGACUAUGUUUCUAAUGAUUAUUCGAAUCUUCCACCAGUCUGCUAUCUGCCGCUACCACCAUCGCCAAUCGCUCAACGUCAAAACGAAUCACGUCAGAGCAACCAAUCGAAUGAUUCUGUUGGCAUCCAUUCAUGGAAUACUGAACGCUCCGAACCGUUUCUUGCACGAUCCGAGCCAUGGCGUGAAGAGAACAUGCUGAGAACGUCACGUGAACGCACUACGGAUACCCCACAUCACUAUUACCUGCCGAAGGAUCACAAUUCAAAUUUCGACGAACCCUCAUUGUUUGAGGGUCCCAGUAUGAACGGUGGAGUUCAUCGAACCCGCUCGCAUUCGCCUAGGAAGGAGCGACGGAAAUUCGAAGAAAAAGUGUCUAGCAGGUCAAAAUCACCGCAAAAACGGCGUACCGUGAACAACUCAUUCGACUACCUCAACAGCCAAUGCCAUCUGGAAGGAUGCUCUGCUAGCAUUGUGGUUCAAAACACUCGCUUUUUGCUCUGCCGACAUCAAUUAUGUCAUGCCUCUGACUAUUUUAAGAAUUUGUUUUUGACGCACAGAAAUCACGAAGAUAUUGAUAUAGCUGUGUCUGGAAUUACGAGUCCAUCGCCUGCAACACAGUUCCGAUGGUUCGUCGAAAGUUGCAUUCCAUGCCCAGCACUGCGGGACAUAACCGAUGAUACUUUGGAAACUUGCAUGCGCCUCGCUCGACGGUUUCAAGCGAAUGGUCUGGUCGUGCGAUGUUCCAAAUUUAUAAUAGAAAAUGUAUACAAUCAUCAGCCCAUUGUAGCGUUGUGCUGGUUGAACUGGUGCCUCAAACAUCGAUUUGAUGAGCAGGUUCAAUCUGCUUGCUUGCCAGUAGUUGCCCGACUUUCAUUGGCCAGCCUUGAACAACAUCGUCACAUGAUGAGCGAACGAGUAUUUGCCAAUAUCUUAGCGGCUAAGUUGAGAGGUUGCUAUGAAAAGGCGGUUCAUGUCUUUCGAACAAUUCAUCAAAUGGAUCACUUCUCCGUGGAUGUUGACCGAUGUCCACGAUGUGGCCGAACUAAAGAAAACAUGCGAGUAAAGGUCAACGCCGACCCUUGCAGAAAACAAAUCGGUUGUGAUCGAUGUCAUCGACAGGGAUGUGAAAUCGAAGAGAAAGCUGGAGAAGAUCUACAGGCUUUUUAUCAAUGUCCACAUGCUCUGCUGCCAUUGAACGAUACCACAGACGAGUGUCACUGUCAAAGUCGAAUGCUGGCUGUCCAUUUAGGAUCCGCCUACCCUCCCAAACGACCAGAAGAUAUGACAGAUCUCAAACCUUCCACUAGCUCCUAUUCUCGAAGGAAAAAAUAA
Molecule: messenger RNA, 1473 nt
Organism: Necator americanus (New World hookworm)
Lineage: Eukaryota; Metazoa; Nematoda; Chromadorea; Rhabditida; Ancylostomatidae
Exons: 14
Coding region: 1-1473 (490 amino acids)
Molecular function (GO): protein binding
Source: RefSeq, a predicted model, not a curated record